This is a messenger RNA of Gallus gallus (chicken), 3014 nucleotides long. It is a transcript of the gene FAM210B, whose product is annotated as family with sequence similarity 210 member B. The transcript has 3 exons. Gene Ontology annotation, cellular component: mitochondrion. The coding region runs from base 309 to 773 and encodes 154 amino acids. The record is from RefSeq and is a predicted model, not a curated record. Lineage: Eukaryota; Metazoa; Chordata; Aves; Galliformes; Phasianidae.
GCCCUGCUGCGCUGCGCUCUGCCUGGCCGGGGUGCUGCGCGGAGCGGGGCUCGGCUCGGGACAGCGUGCGCUUCUGGGGCGGGGGGGGGCGGUUCUGGCGGGCCGUGGCUGUGCGUGCCCUCCCCGCACCUGCCCGUGGGACGGCCGGCUGUCGGUCGCUGCCGCUCCGUUCCGGCAGAGCGCUGAGCUUCGGGCUUCCGCGGCGUCCAGAAAUCGCCGGCGCGUGAGCGGAGUGCCGGGGGUGGAGAAGCGGUGGAGACGGGAGGCGCUGUGCGCGAGCCCUUCCGAGCCGCUCCGCGCUGUGCGCAAUGCGGGCGCGCUGCGCUCCGAGCCGUCUGAGAUACACAGCGCCUGUUCGGCUCCGGACCGAGUGUGACCCUCUGGGGGAUGCCGGACCCCCUGAAAAGGCAGCCACAGAUCUCAGUGGUGAAAACAAGAAACUCAACAAAUCUCAGCAGCUGAAGCAAGUUUUCAAACAGUAUGGUGCUGUGGGAGUUUCAUUCCACGUUGGAAUUUCAUUAAUAUCUCUAGGAAUCUUCUACGUGGCUGUGUCAAGCGGUGUGGAUAUGACUCCAGUUCUCUUCAAACUUGGUUUCAGUGAAUCAUCAUUGCAGUCUAAAAUGGCUGCUGGUACAAGCACGUUUGUGUUGGCAUAUGCCAUCCACAAGCUGUUUGCUCCGGUCCGAAUCAGCAUCACUGUAGUUUCUGUGCCAUUUGUUGUCCGAUACUGCCGGAAGAUUGGUUUCUUCAAACCUCCUGCUCCAAAGCCAUGAUCAUUUCUUAUUGUUCAUUAUUAUUAUUUUUUAAAUGUUUAAUAUUCAUGUAGCUCCUCAGAUGCUCCUUUGAAUUCAUGCUAAUGCUAAUGCUGACCUUCUCUUGCAUUUCUCUGGCUUGUUCUUUCAGGUAAAUGUGGCAGUGAGAAGUGCUGUCCUCAUCUUCUUUCCCUUUGUAAAAAGCUCUUAAAAUAGAGUCUGCUUUCCACUGCAAGUGCUAAUAUAAAUGCUUGACAAUGUGCAGUCUCUCACAGAAACCAGACAUACAAUUCUGGGUCUUUAUUUUCUAGAUUUUUGGAUCAUUACUGUUUUUCAUGCCAAAAUACAAUUACAGUUUAUUACUGUGCAGUUGGGAAAUAGAAUAGGAUUCUUUUCCUAAUAGUAGAAUACUGUUUCUUCCAUGGACCAUGUAAAUAGUUCUAUUGGUAAGCAGGUGUAUUGGGAUCUAAGGUGCUAUGUGAGUGUUCCUUUUGUUGCAGAAGGCAUAUGUUAUGAUCCCACUCCUGCAAUCCAACACACAUGCCAAACUAACUUUAGUGAGAGUACCUAUAUGCUUAAUUAUUGCACGGUGAUAACUGUUUUAGCUAGAAGAGGCAAUGCACCUCUCUGAAAUUAUGGCUCCUUUGUGGUGCUUCUGUAUCUCAAGAUUUUGUUGUUUGAAACUAUGCUUUUCUGACCUUUCUAAGGUCUUUUUUCUUUUCCUGUCAGAUUUAAACACUGCAGACUCAUACUGAGUCUAGUGAAGUCAUUGUAACCAGAAUUACCUCCUAUCUGAAUGUAUUCCAAAGAUAAAGUGAGAGGCAAAGUAUCUGUGGUGUUGAGACCUUUGUUGGUCUGGGUGCUGAACACCUGUGGUGUUGAGCUUUGUUACUGGGGACAUCUUGUUGGUCUGUUUUGGGGUUUUGUUUUUAAGUUAGCUGUUAACCAUGGGGACUUUCUGCUCCUGUGGAUGAAUCUGUGAUCCUCACCUGAGGUCCAGACAUUACAAUUCAGAACUUCUCAAAAGCAAUUCUUGUGUCUGUCUGGUAAACUGUUGAGUGUACCAACUCAAGGUGUAAUUUGCUUCCUUAUAUGGGCAGUAUUCCUAUUAAAUUGUACUUGCAUAUAACCACUUCUAGUUAACCUAAAAACUGGAUCUCUAAUCUAGGUAUUCAGCUUAACAUUCUGUGCUAAACCCAGGUUUCAGACUUAGGACUGUGCUUCUGUGAGAUGACUGAAGCCAUAUCUGAGUCUUUUGGACCUGUUCUCCCUUCCUCGUCUGUUCUUUUGAUAUUGUCUGCCUCUGUGUUUGUGCUUAUCAUUUAUGCCAUGGUGGCUCUGACACAGAUCUAUUUGUACAGGCAUCUGAACUAAAAUAGCAGAAAACUGCUCUGACCAUCAAAAUACUUUUUUUUGCCAAAUUGUCCUUUUGAAAAGAAAUACUGCUCAAGUGAAGAGAGAAGAAGGAACAAGGCAUGUCUCUCAUGAGCAAGUUACUAACACUGCUCAGGCACAACGUUAAAUUGCAUCCUUAAUCAGUGUGAAUAUUACAUUUGUUACUGGGAUGGAAGCUUAUUGCUGGCUAUUCAACAGCUAAAAACCUGCAAUGUCUACAUAGCAAAAGGGAUACUGUGCAGUAACAACAUGCAGCCAUCACCUCUGUAGUUUUCUGAUCUACUCCAGUCUGGGGCUGGAUGGAGAUAAUUUAUGCUGUCUGCCUCUUUGAAAUUUAAAGUCUUACUUUGGCUCUUUUUGCUUCAUUUUCCAAGAAAUGUGUUCUUUUCUCCAUGUUCUCUAGCUGUUCAGGUCAUUGUUCUGGUAUCCAAGGGUAACAAAAUGACUCCAUAAUAAUCAAAUAAUGACAGCCUUGUUUUAUUUGGUCAGUGAUUUUUAGCAAGAAAGGUCCUGAAAUUGAUAAAAGGAGUCAAACUUUUUCUUUCCUGUUCCUAGAGUGUUUCUAGGAAACAAGACUCAUUUAAAGCAAAUGUACCUGGAAGUUAGUAGAAGGUACAAGCACUAUAGGUUGUGUUGUGGUAAUAGGAAAACCCUUCAUUUGAAUUGUGACCUGUAAGAGAAGGAUGGUUGUAUAAACUACUGGCACUUUUAGAUGAAUUUUUGCUAAAUAUUUUACAGUGAUUUGAGAAUAUAUUUUGAAACUUAGAAUCCUUGCUUGUAAAGGAUCUUUUUAAAAUAAUUUGUAAGAUAGUAAGAGACCUUCCGUGGCUCCUGAUAAUGACAAAAAUAAAUUGCUUUCCCAUAGCA